AUGAGAUGGAAGCUCACAGUGCUCAUAAACAGAGGAUGGCUAAAUCAAGGAGGCAGACAGAGAAGAAACGUAGCACAGCCGAGAAACAUGUCAGUUUUAAGUGUUCUUCAACAAUACUUUUCCGGGAGCCUCAAGGAUGCAGCAAAAAGCAUUGGUGAGUUCAAUUCCACCGUACGGGGUGAGUCUAUGGAGGGCAUGGAGGCAACAUUGAAGUUUGAUCCAAUUACGGGAGGUCUCGUGGCUGCUGGCUCUACGAACCAAGAGUUUGAACCAAAAAAAUGUUCUCUUAUCCCCAGUAAUAAUCAUGUUAGAGACACUGAUGUUGUUACCCACUACACGAUCUCAGCAACUCCGACAUCUUGCAUUGAUAUUGAGACCAGCACUAUGAAAAUGGAAGUCUUUUGUGGAUGGAAAUGA
This is a messenger RNA of Fraxinus pennsylvanica, 417 nucleotides long. The record is from the annotation of a GenBank genome assembly. NCBI's taxonomy places the organism in Eukaryota, Viridiplantae, Streptophyta, Magnoliopsida, Lamiales, Oleaceae.